Molecule: messenger RNA, 5931 nt
Organism: Eubalaena glacialis (North Atlantic right whale)
Lineage: Eukaryota; Metazoa; Chordata; Mammalia; Artiodactyla; Balaenidae
Gene: ANKRD24
Product: ankyrin repeat domain 24
Exons: 21
Coding region: 2414-5662 (1082 amino acids)
Molecular function (GO): actin binding
Source: RefSeq, a predicted model, not a curated record
AAGUGUAAAAACCAUUCUUAGCUCUUGAGCUGGACCAAACCAGGUGGGGGUGGGGUGGGCUGGGAUUUGCCACCCCCCCCCAGCCCUGGGGACCUCAGUUGGCAGUUGGACCCCUUGCCAUAGAACCUCCUGGGCUCUGUGAGCAGUUAGCAUUUGAUGCCGAGCAAAGUUGCUGGAGGCUUUUGAGCAGAAGAGAGAAAUGCUCUGAUGCAGGCUUUAGGAAGCUGGUGGACCAGGGAGGGGAACAGAAGCAGGGAGGCCUGGGAGGAGGUGACCUCCAGAUAGAAUUGUGAUGGGGCUGGACCAUGGGUGAGAAGGGGUCCCUGGACGUAGUUUACAGCUGGUGGGGUUGGCUGCUGGAUUGGGUGUGGGGUGAGAGAGGAGUGAGAUGAUGCUAAGACUUGGCCUAAGCCCCUACCGGGACAGCGAUGUCCUUGGCCCACUGCGGGGGGCUUCUGAGCUUGUCUAGCAUCCAGAAGGACAGGCCGAGGGCAGUUGGAAAUCCGAGGCCUGAGCUGGGAGAUCCAUUUCAGUCUCCUCUCUGGACAAGCCUGAGAGGGUCACACCACCCCCCCUCGGUGUAAGAGGAGAGAGGAGCCCUUAACACCCUCCUUCCAACUCCCCAAUUGCUUAUCAGCAGACUCUCCAUUUACCUGCCCCCACCUCUCCCUCCAUCUGCCUAAAGGUGUCUAAGAAUAAUCACGGACAACAGCAGUGAUCCUGCCCCCAGGUACACUGGGUGAUACCUGGGACAUUUACGGUUGUCACACGGUGGGGGGUGUGUUUCUGGACCAGGGGUGCCGCUCGACACCCCACAGAGUCCAGGAUGGCCCCACCCCAGGGAAUGACCAGGCCCCAAGUGUCAGCAGUGCCUCUGGGUGGAGGAACCUGGCUCUAUAGUGUUCGUUCCAUUAUCUAUCCCAUUGUUAAAGAAUUGAGGCCCAGAGAGGGAGAAUGGCUGGCCCCCGGUCACACAGCAACUAUACAACGGCCAAGCUGGGUUCAAAGCCCCAGUGCCUGUCAGCAGUCAUUGCUGUUAAAUUUGGGCUCCUGAAGGCCUGUCUCCUCACGCAUCCCUUCUCUCCCCUGUAAUCCCAAUCUUCUCCCUUCUCCUGGUCCCUUCUCGAAUUUGCAUCCACAACACAGUGGACUAUCCUGACUUUUGGAACCGUUUGUGGCUCUCCUGACACCCCACACUCCCGGUUUCCCCCUCCUUCCCAGGACCCCCUCCUCCAGCUCCUAUGCUAGCACCUCUCCUCCUCUGCCCCACCCUUAAGUAUGCACACCCUCACCCCACCCCACCCCAUGCCCCAGGUCCUGCACCAGGGCAGAGGCUACCACACUGGUCCAGGAGAGCAAUUUAUUUCAUGAUUUCUCCCAAACAUGAUCUUGUUCCUGCCACUCCCCAACUCCUGCCCAUUCUUCAAGUUUCAGCUCAGAUGUCCUUUCUUCCAGGAAGCCCUCCUUGACUCCCCAGAUGAUAUCAAGAGUCCUCUCUGAGCUCCCAGCUCACCUGGGCUUCCCUCAUAAUAGCCCUGAUCACCUUGGUUCAUAAAUCCAUGGGUGUGUCUGUCUCCCCAGGGACCUCAGUGAUAGCAGGGACAUCUGUCUUCGUCACCACUGAGUCCCAAUGCCCAGUGCAGUGCCAGGCACCCUGUAGCACGAGUGGACUGAAUGAAUGAAAUACACAUGGCUCAGAGGGCUUGGCCUUGUGAGUCACACAUUAACUGAGCAAACAUUCACCAACUGCCCACCCCACCCGGGGGUGCCCACCCCACCCUGGCCUCUGCCAGGGAGGCCUCAGUGGGACCCUGCUCUCAAGGGGCUCCCAGUCUGAGAAAACCAGCAGAACACAGACCCUCCCAGCCCCUUGGAGUUAGAGCCAAAGGCUGUGUCCUCUCUGUCUUUCAGUGGUUUAUCUGAGCACCUACUAUGUCCUGCGUCCCUAGGAUUCAGUAUUAGAUAUGCACACAGCCCAACCGCAUCUUUCUUUGAAUCCGUGUUUAUGGCGCACUAUGUUCCAGGCCCCAUAUAUAGCAUGUCGUUUAGUCCUCCCAGUAACCCUCUGCAGUAGGUACUGUUUAAUAUGAAACCCAUUUCCCGGAUGAGGAAAGUGAAGUCCAAAGCAGGUAAGUAUCUGGGCCGAUCUUAUAGAUGGUAAAUGCGGGUUUGUGGAAGGCAGGGGGCGUGGCGGGGGUGGAUGCCCUGGAUUCAAAUUCAGGUUUGUCAGACUGCAGAGCCCCACUGGUGGAUGAAGAAUGAAUGAAUGAGUGAAUGAAUGAGUGAGGGAGAGCCUGGAUAGCCCAGCGGCAGUGGAACCAGACCGGGAGUCACCUGAGACCACCCCCCUAUCCCACACUCCCCCUCUUCCCCCCCCCUCCCCAGAGAGGCGGAGACGAACGCAGGCGGGUCCAUGCAGAUCCUGGGAGCCUGGCCCUCUUUGCCUCAGCCUCCUGGUGGCAAGAAGCUGCGGCUCAGCCCCACUGACCUUGGCUCCUGCCCACCCUGCGGCCCCUGCCCCAUCCCGAAGCCGGCAGCCAGAGGCAGGCGCCAGAGCCAGGACUGGGGCAAAAGUGACGAGCGGCUGCUGCAGGCCGUGGAGAACAAUGAUGCCGCACGGGUGGCCUCCCUCAUUGCCCGCAAGGGGCUGGUGCCCACGAAGCUGGACCCCGAGGGCAAGUCCGCAUUCCACCUGGCGGCCAUGAGGGGUGCAGCCAGCUGUCUAGAGGUGAUGCUGACACACGGCGCCAACGUUAUGAGCACGGAUGGGGCAGGUUACAGUGCCCUCCACCUGGCCGCCAAGUAUGGGCACCCUCAGUGCUUGAAGCAACUACUGCAGGCAUCCUGCGUGGUGGAUACUGUGGACAGUAGUGGGUGGACGGCCCUGCAUCACGCAGCGGCUGGCGGCUGCAUCUCCUGCUCAGAAAUGCUCUGCUCCUUCAAGGCACAUCUGAAUCCCCGAGAUCGGCUGGGUACAACACCCCUCAUCAUAGCAGCUCAGAUGUGUCACACAGAUCUGUGCCGCCUUCUCCUGCAGCAAGGGGCUGCUGCAAAUGACCAGGACCUUCAGGGCAGGACGGCCCUGAUGCUGGCCUGUGAGGGAGCCAGCCCCGAAACAGUGGAGGUGCUGCUGCAGGGUGGGGCCCAGCCGGGCAUCACUGAUGCGCUGGGCCAGGACGCUGCUCACUACGGCGCCCUGGCAGGGGACAAACUCAUCCUACACCUCCUGCAGGAGGCCGCCCAGCGCCCCUCACCACCCAGCGAGGAUGACUCAGGCGAGGCAUCAUCUCAGAACUCUGUGUCCAGCCAUGAAAAGCAAGGGGCCCCCAAGAAGCGGAAGGCACCUCAGCCCCCUGCCAAUAUCCCGAUGCCGGAUGACCAAGAUGCCUAUGAGGAGAUCGUGCGGCUGCGACAGGAGAGGGGCCGCCUGCUGCAGAAGAUCCGGGGCCUGGAGCAGCACCAGGAACGGAGGAAGCAGGAGCUGCCAGAGGCGGAGGCCAGCUCCCUCCACAGCCUGGAGAGACAGGUGCAAGAGCUACAGCAGCUGCUGGCAGAGAAGCAGGAGGAGAAGGAGAGUCUAGGACGGGAGGUGGAAAGUUUGCAGAGCAGGCUGUCCCUGCUGGAGAAUGAGAGGGAGAACACCAGCUAUGACGUGGCCACCCUGCAGGACGAAGAGGGUGAGCUGCCCGACUUCCCAGGGGCUGAGGCGCUGCUCUCCAAGCACCUAAGCCCAUCGGCCCAGGAGCUCUUGGCCUCGCUGCAGGAGCAGGUGGCCAUGCUCACCAGACAGAACCAGGAACUGAUGGAGAAGGUCCAGAUCCUGGAGCACUUCGAGAAGGACGAGAUGGAGGCUGGCAGUCUGGCCGAGGUCAUCCCUCUGGCGCUGUAUGACUCUCUCCGGGCUGAGUUUGACCAGCUCCACAGGCAGCAUGCCAAGGCCCUGCAGGCACUGGAGCAACAGGAAGCGCAGGAGGCCCCUGGAGAAGAGGAGGCAGCCCCCAGGGAGGGCAAAGGCCCGGGAGCCAAGACCACCAGAAACGGACCGGUGCAAACAGAGCUUAACGGCACUGCAGCUCCGGAAACCAGAGUUAAUGGAGCCGAGAGCACAGAUGAGGAGGCUGCAGGAGUAGAAACCACGGAAGCCAGAGCUUUGGAAGCAGCAUCCGUGGUGGCUGAGGCCACGGAAACAAGACCCACGAACGCUGAGGCCACGGAAACGGAGGGUGUGGGAGCCGAGCGCUUGGAGACAAAGGCCACAGGGGCUGAGGUCCCAGAAACGAAAACUCUAGAAGAAGGAGGAAACCCAGAAACAAAGGCCACGGGAGCAGAGUCCACAAAUAUGAAAACAGAGGAACCAGAAUGGAAGGCCAGUGGAAUAGGUGCUGUGCCGGAAGAGCUCACACGCACAGGGACCAUGAAAACGGAGGCCGUGGGAGUGGAGGCCACGACCCCGAGGGUCACCCCAGGCCCCGCCCUGCACCCCAGUGCUGCCGGGCUGGAGGCGGCCCACGGCAAGGCUGAGCCCGCGGAGGCCGAGGGUGGUGGGGCUGGCGGGGUCAGCAGCGGUGACACAGGCCAGCUGCGGGCCGCCCUGGAGCAGGCCCGGGAGGACCUCCGAGACCGGGACUGCCGCCUCCGGGAGCUGGAAGCGGCCUCGGCCCGGCUGGACGAGGCCCAGGCCGGCCGGCUGUUGGCCGAGGAGGAGGCUCGGGGCCUGCGGGCAGAGCUGGCCCAGCGGGAGGAGUUGCGGCUGGAGCUGAGCCGGGAGCUGCAGGCCCUACGGGAGCAGCUGGCUACGGCCACAGCCGCCGGGGAGCAGCACCGGGCCGCGGCCGUCAAGCUGGGCCAGGCGCGGGAUGCGGCUGAGGCCCGGGCUGCUGAGCUGGCCGCGGCCUGCGAGGAGGCUCGGCAGGGCCUGGCAGAAUUGCGUGAGGCCUCCGAGGGGCUCCGCCAGUCAGCGGUGCCGGCCUCGGAGCAUCACCGGCUGCAGGAGGAGGCCCUGGAGUUGCGGGGCCGGGCGGCCAGCCUGGAGCAGGAGGUGGUGGCCACGGGCAAGGAGGCUGCCCGUCUGCGGGCAGAGCUGGAGCGCGAGCGUGUGGGCAGCGUGGCCCGCCUGGAGCACGAGCGCAUCGUGGGUGCCCUGCAGGCCGACGUGGCCCGGCUGCAGGGGCAGCUGGAGGAGCUGGGGCGACGCCACGAGAUGACCAGCGCCGAGGUCUUCCAGGUGCAGCGGGAGGCGCUAUUCAUGAAGAGUGAACGGCACGCGGCCGAGGCCCAGCUGGCCACCGCAGAGCAGCAGCUGCGGGGGCUACGUACCGAGGCCGAGAGGGCACGCCAGGCCCAGAGCCGUGCCCAGGAGGCCCUGGAGAGGGCCAAGGAGAAGGACAAGAAGAUCACAGAGCUCUCCAAGGAAGUCUUCAGUCUUAAGGAGGCACUGAAGGACCAGCCGGGGGCCCCAGGCUCCUCGGAGGUGGAGGCCCUUCGCGGCCAGGUGAAGGCUCUACGGGAGCAGCUGGAGGAAGCUGCCAGGGACCACAGUGCAGUGGUGGCCUUGUACAGGAGCCACCUCCUCUACGCCAUUCAGGGUCAGAUGGAUGAAGACGUACAGCGGAUUCUGAGUCAGAUCCUGCAGAUGCAAAGACUCCAGGCCCAGGGCCGCUGAGAUCAGAGCACUGCCCUCCGCCUUCCAGGCCCCAAGUCGGGGCUUCCAGACUCACGCACUGACCAUCCGCACUUGGAGACCAGCCUGGGCUCCUUCCCAAUGAUCCCUCACUGCCUCCACGGCCCCACUGGUCUCUGCAUGCGCUGGUCAGUCUAGACCCCGGCCCUGACUGUGUACCCUUCCCUGCGCCGGAGAAUCUGUGAGUCCCCUCCCUCACGUCUGGUCUUAUCAUCAGACGCCACCCCAGGAAUAAAAGCUCACGGAACAGA